Messenger RNA from Budorcas taxicolor (takin), 1530 nucleotides. Its product is annotated as cytochrome P450 4X1. The record is from RefSeq and is a predicted model, not a curated record. The coding region runs from base 1 to 1530 and encodes 509 amino acids. The transcript is spliced from 12 exons. Gene Ontology annotation, molecular function: oxidoreductase activity, acting on paired donors, with incorporation or reduction of molecular oxygen; heme binding; iron ion binding. NCBI's taxonomy places the organism in Eukaryota, Metazoa, Chordata, Mammalia, Artiodactyla, Bovidae.
AUGGAGUCCUGGAUGGAGUCCUUCUGGCUUGAGGCGCACUGGACGAGGCCCUUUCACCUGACGCUGGCUUUCUGUUUGGCCCUAGGGCUGCUGCAGGCCAUCAAGCUCUACCUGCAGAGGCAGAGGCUGCUUCGAGACCUGCGCCCCUUCCCCUCGCCCCGUACUCACUGGCUCUACGGACAUCAAAAGUUAUUUAAAGAUGGUAAAAUGGAGAACCUUGAGAAGAUUGUAGAAAAAUACCCUUGUGCCUUUCCUCGCUGGGUUGGGCCCUUUGCGGUAUUUUUCUAUAUCUAUGAUCCAGACUAUGCAAAGACAUUUCUGAGCAGAACAGAUCCCAAGUCCAAAUUCCUGUAUAGGUUCAUUAUUCCAACUGUUGGAAAAGGACUAGUGAAUUUGGAUGGACCCAAAUGGUCUCAGCACCGUCGCCUACUAACUCCUGGAUUCCAUUUUAAUACCUUGAAAUCGUUCGUCGAGGUGAUGGCUCAAUCCGUGAACAUCAUGCUGGAUAAGUGGGAGAAGAUUUGUGGCUCUCAGGAUGCACUUCUGGAUGUCUAUGAGCACAUCGACUUGAUGACCCUGGACGUACUCAUGAAAUGUAUUUUCAGCUGGGAAACCAACUGCCAAACAGACAGCUCCCAUGAUUAUUAUAUAAAAGCAACAAGUGAAGGCAGCAAUAUCCUUAUACAACGUGUGUACAAUUACUUUUAUCACUGUGACCUAAUUUUCAAAUUAAGCCCUCUGGGCCACCGCUUGCGGGAGAUAAACGAGAUAUUGCAUCAGCAUACAGACAAGAUAGUCAAGGAUAGAAGGAAUUCCCUCAAGGAUGAGAAUAAGCAGGCUAACACUCAGAAGAGGAAGUACCAGGACUUCCUGGAUAUUGUCCUUUCUGCUCAGGCUGAAAAUGAUAGCUUCACAGAUGCAGACCUAUGGUCCGAGGUGAACACAUUCAUGUUGGCCGGGCAUGACUCUGUAUUAGCAGGCAUUUCCUGGCUUCUCUACCACCUAGCUCUGUACCCUGAGCAUCAGGAGAGAUGCCGGGAGGAGAUCAGAGCCAUCCUGGGGGAUGGGUCUUCCAUUACCUGGGACCAACUGAGUGAGAUGUCAUACACUACAAUGUGCAUUAAGGAGUCACUCCGCAUAGCUCCUCCAGCCGUGUCCAUUUCCAGAGAACUCAGCAAGCCCAUUACCUUUCCAGAUGGACGCUCUUUGCCUGCAGGAAUGACCGUGGUUCUCAGUAUCUGGGGUCUCCACCACAACCCUGCCGUCUGGGAAAACCCACAGGUCUUUGACCCCUUGAGGUUCUCCCAGGAAAAUAAUAAAAGACACUCCCAUGCUUACUUACCAUUCUCAUCUGGACCAAGGAACUGCAUUGGGCAGAAUUUUGCCAUAGUUGAGAUAAAGGUGAUUGUUGCCUUGAUUCUGCUCCGCUUCCAGAUGACAGUAGAGCCCACCAAGCCUCUUGUCUUCAUGCCCCAUAUUUUCAUCAAACCCAAGAAGGGGAUCUACUUGCACCUGAAGAAACUCCCCUAA